AUGAGGAUGAACUAUCUGUCAUUUAUUUUUCUUCUCUUCCUUCCCCUCGGUAUAGUUUCGAGAGCAUGGGUUGAUGUUUCGUUUUGCGUGGUCGAUUGUCUGAAGGAUUGGCACUAUCAUAGCAAGACAGGUCAUGAGAAAGAAAUGGCAAUGGAUGAAAAAAAAUACUUAAGGCUUUGGGCUAUAUACCGUCUAAGGUCUGGAUAUCCCCGAGGCUGCGUAUCAUUAUACGUGUACGGUGUUUCAACUGGUGCUAAGAAGAACAAGCUGCGUACGACUUUUGAGGACUGCAACAGACUUUGUCAAGCAAAAGUGAUUAAGAGACUUCCCGGCGCCAGCGACAUGAUGAGGGCUACCAUAUGUUCCCAGGAAUGUGCCGUCUUUCCGCACAAAAAUUAGAGGAAAUGUACCUUGAUACAGCAACAUGAAAAUAUGGAACGACAACAUGAAGGCCAUAAUAAAGAUUUACUGUUCUUCAUAUUGUUACGAUGUUAAUAGAGCUGUAAAAGUGUCGAUCGUAAAAUUACCUUAUAGAG
Messenger RNA from Cylicocyclus nassatus, 536 nucleotides. The record is from the annotation of a GenBank genome assembly. NCBI's taxonomy places the organism in Eukaryota, Metazoa, Nematoda, Chromadorea, Rhabditida, Strongylidae.